Molecule: messenger RNA, 465 nt
Organism: Sphenostylis stenocarpa
Lineage: Eukaryota; Viridiplantae; Streptophyta; Magnoliopsida; Fabales; Fabaceae
Source: the annotation of a GenBank genome assembly
AUGGGGAAGGUGUAUGAGCUGGUGGAUGAGAUGGAGAGGAGGAAUGGGAAUUGCUUGCCUAAUGCUGUUACUUAUUGUUACUUGCUCAAGAGUUUGAAGGAGCCAGGGGAAGUUCACGGGGUUUUGGAGAGGAUGGAGAGGAAUGGCUGUGGUAUGAAUGAUGAUGUUUACAACUUGGUGCUAAGGUUGUACAUGAAAUGGGAUGAUGAAGAUGGUGUGAGAAAAACGUGGGAAGAAAUGGAGAGGAAUGGAUGGGGGCCAGAUAGGAGAUCAUAUACCAUCAUGGUUCAUGAGCACUUUGAGAAAGGGAGGGUGAAGGAUGUUGUGCGUUAUUUUGAGGAGAUGAUAGCUAAGGGAAUAAUGCCAGAGCAAAGGACAGAGAAGUUAGUAAGUUCCUUGAACAUUCGGGUGAAGGGGAGAACAGAAAAACGGGAAAGUAUUGAAGAGGAGAGAACUAGGCUUUGA